Molecule: messenger RNA, 2335 nt
Organism: Anolis carolinensis (green anole)
Lineage: Eukaryota; Metazoa; Chordata; Lepidosauria; Squamata; Anolidae
Product: vomeronasal type-2 receptor 26
Exons: 3
Coding region: 1301-2335 (344 amino acids)
Biological process (GO): G protein-coupled receptor signaling pathway
Cellular component (GO): plasma membrane
Molecular function (GO): G protein-coupled receptor activity
Source: RefSeq, a predicted model, not a curated record
UGACAGCAGGAGAAGCCGUGAAUGUAGAUUGAAUGCACAUGGUACACUGAGUGUGAAAGUCCUUUGAGAAACAAGGAAAAGCAGUAAAACAUUUAUAGGUAAAGGUUUUCCCCUGACAUUAAGUCUAGUCAUGUCUGACUCUGAGGGUUGGUGCUCAUCUCCAUUUCUAAGCUGAAGAGCGACGUUGUCCGUAAACACCUCCAAGUUCAUGCAGCCGGCAUGACAGCAUGGAGUGCUGUUACCUUCCUGCCAGAGCAAUACUUAUUGAUCUACUCAAAUUUGCAUGUUUUCAAACUACUAGGUGGCAUGAUUAUGUAUGUACAUACUUGUGUAUUUAAAUUUCUAGACUUAUACAUGAGUACAUAGAGUUGUUUUCCCUAAUAUAUCCUCAUGUAUACAUUUAGAAAUUUGGAAUCACAAAAAAUAAUACAACACUCUGGGUCGACAUAUCACACACACACACACACACAUUACUGUGCACACACACACACACACACACACACAUAUAUAUAUAUCACAUACACACACACACACGAACUAUCCACAUCCCUGGGUAGAAUAACAAAUGGUGAGAGCUUAGCUUUGGGAGAAUUUAAAAGUUGCUCUCUCCUUAAAAUCUUCAAGUCCUGAACCCAUUCCAUUGUUAUUUUUCUUUUUCCUUUUUAGCAUGAGUUGAUUCAAACCAGCAGCAAAAUAGCUGCAUCUGCUUCAUUUCUUCCCACAGCAGUAAAAUAGCUGCACCUGCUUCAUUUCUUCCUCAAACCACACACAGUCGGCUACUAAUAAUCUUUCUAUGUCAAGAUGUAUUUGGUUGGUGUAUUGUUUUUGUGGAAUUCUGCAUAGUUCACAGAAAUGUCAGUGGCUGUGUUUUUGAGAUUGGUGAAUUGGCAUGGGAUGAUGUUUGAUCUGAAAUUCUGCAUAAUGGUUCAGCAAGGCAAGUGUAUGGCCGGUUUAGAUGUCACUGUAUGUUACAGCUUUCUGCACAAUCUUGUUGCUAGUCCUGCUACUGCUAGACUCCAGUGUAUCAUUUCUGCUCCUUUCAAACUGACUUCAAAGAGACAAAGCUUAGCAUCACUUCCAGGUUUUAGAAUUUUUUAAAGAAUAAUAUUGUCCUUUUUCUCUCUCUCUGUCUUUUAAAUUGUAUAGACCUCACCUUAAAAAAUUCCAGCAUAUACUUGCUUUUGUUUUUGCCAUAAAUGAGAUCAACAAGAGCACUAGACUCUUGCCCAAUACAACACUGGGAUUUAACCUCUAUGACAAUGUUUUUGGUGCAAGCCGGACCUACUGGAGCAUUCUGGAUAUGCUUUUUCCAGGAGAGAGAAAUCCCUUUAAUUACAACUGUGAUCAAAACAAGAAUGUAGUGGCUAUAAUUGAUGGGGUCAAUUCUCAACAUUCAACUCAGAUGGCUACUAUAUUAAAUGUCUUCAAGAUUCCACAGCUCAGUUAUGGAUCCUUUGACUCAAGACUAGAUGACAAAACGUGGUUCCCUUUUUUCUAUAAGAUGAUGCCGAAUGAAAUGCUGCAAUACAUUGGGAUUGUUCACCUGCUUAACCAUUUCAGAUGGACUUGGGUUGGCCUCCUUGUGCCAGAUGAUGACAACGGUGAAAUUGUUCUGCAGAAACAGGUGCCUAUACUCCUCCAGAACAACAUUUGCGUUGCUUUCUUGGACAUGAUUCCAACCGUGUUUUUCCCAGACACUUUAUCUAACAAUUUAGUCCAAAUAUAUUUUACCUUGCUUUUCACCAAAGCCAAUGUGAUUCUUUUCUAUGGCUAUAAUUACUUUUUCAAGGUGCUUCAGUGGGCUCUAGAAUAUAAUAUAUUACAUGAAAAGUACCACCCAGGAAAAGUUUGGAUCAGAACAGCUCAGUGGGAUAUAAAUACCAUGGAAAGUGAGAGGAAACUCCCUGGAAGGACCUUGAAUGGCACCCUAUCCUUCACAGUCCAUACAGAGGUGAUACCUGGAUUUGAGAAUUUUCUUCAAACCAUAAAUCCUUACAAGCCCACGUUGUACCUCCUCCAUGCAUUUUGGCAGUAUGCCUUCAAUUGUUCAUUUCCUAGUCAUCCUCUUUACACCACAAACCAGCACUAUACAGGGGAGGAGAAGCAAAGAGCUAUCUUUGAAAUGGGAAUGUUUGGUCAGAGUUACAGUAUCUACAAUGCUGUUUAUGCUGUAGCACAUGCUCUUCAUGCAAUGUAUAGAUCAAGAACCAGGCAUAAGGCUUUGAGAGAUGGACUUACAUGGAGUCCUAUGAAUGUUCAACCAUGGCAGGUGGGAUUUUAUGAGUUUAUGCUAGUAGUGCUGCUGGAGAAGGAUGAACUCUUCAUCUCUUUCUGA